GGAGGCUGCGCGCCUGCGCGAGGGCGGGCAGCGGGCGCGCGCGGCGGGGGCGGGCUCAGCCUAGCGCCGAGCUGCAGCGGCGGAGCCGGACGUGUCCGUGAAGAUGGCGGGCCGGAGUAUGCAAGCUGCAAGAUGUCCUACAGACGAAUUAUCUUUAACUAACUGCGCAGUUGUGAAUGAAAAGGAUUUCCAGUCUGGCCAGCACGUGAUUGUGAGGACCUCCCCCAACCACAGGUACACAUUUACACUGAGGACCCACCCAUCUGUGGUUCCAGGGAGCAUUGCAUUCAGCUUACCGCAGCGAAAAUGGGCUGGACUUUCUAUUGGGCAAGAAAUAGAAGUGUCCUUAUAUACCUUUGACAAAGCCAAGCAGUGUAUUGGCACAAUGACCAUCGAGAUUGAUUUCCUGCAGAAAAAAAGUAUCGACUCCAACCCAUAUGAUACUGACAAGAUGGCCGCAGAAUUUAUUCAGCAGUUCAACAACCAGGCAUUCUCAGUGGGUCAACAGCUUGUAUUUAGCUUCAAUGAAAAGCUUUUUGGCUUACUGGUCAAAGACAUUGAAGCCAUGGAUCCUAGUAUCCUCAAGGGAGAGCCUGCAACUGGUAAAAGACAGAAGAUUGAAAUAGGGCUCGUUGUUGGAAACAGUCAGGUUGCAUUUGAAAAAGCAGAAAAUUCAUCACUCAAUCUUAUUGGCAAAGCUAAAACCAAGGAAAAUCGCCAGUCUAUCAUCAAUCCUGACUGGAACUUUGAGAAAAUGGGAAUAGGAGGUCUGGACAAGGAGUUUUCAGAUAUUUUUCGACGAGCAUUUGCUUCCAGAGUAUUUCCUCCAGAGAUUGUUGAACAGAUGGGCUGCAAACAUGUUAAAGGCAUCCUGUUAUACGGGCCUCCAGGUUGUGGUAAGACUCUAUUGGCUCGACAGAUUGGCAAGAUGUUGAAUGCAAGAGAGCCUAAAGUGGUCAAUGGGCCGGAAAUUCUCAACAAAUAUGUGGGAGAGUCAGAGGCUAACAUUCGUAAACUCUUUGCUGAUGCUGAAGAGGAGCAAAGGAGGCUUGGUGCUAACAGUGGUUUGCACAUCAUCAUCUUUGAUGAAAUUGAUGCCAUCUGCAAGCAGAGAGGGAGCAUGGCUGGUAGCACAGGGGUUCAUGACACUGUUGUCAACCAGCUGCUGUCCAAAAUUGAUGGCGUAGAGCAACUGAACAACAUCUUAGUCAUUGGAAUGACCAACAGACCAGAUCUGAUCGAUGAGGCUCUCCUUCGACCUGGAAGACUGGAAGUUAAAAUGGAGAUAGGCUUACCAGAUGAGAAGGGCCGAUUACAGAUCCUUCACAUCCACACAGCAAGGAUGAGAGGGCAUCAGUUACUCUCUGCUGACGUAGACAUUAAAGAACUGGCUGCAGAGACCAAGAACUUCAGCGGCGCUGAGCUGGAGGGUCUGGUGCGAGCAGCUCAGUCCACUGCUAUGAACAGACACAUAAAGGCCAGUACUAAAGUGGAAGUGGACAUGGAGAAAGCAGAGAGCCUGCAGGUGACAAGAGGGGACUUCCUUGCUUCUUUGGAAAAUGAUAUCAAACCAGCAUUUGGCACAAACCAAGAGGAUUAUGCAAGUUACAUUAUGAAUGGUAUCAUCAAAUGGGGUGAUCCAGUUACUCGAGUUCUAGAAGACGGGGAACUUCUGGUUCAACAGACUAAAAACAGUGACCGCACACCAUUGGUCAGCGUCCUCUUGGAAGGCCCUCCUCACAGUGGGAAGACAGCUUUAGCUGCUAGGAUUGCAGAGGAAUCCAACUUCCCCUUCAUCAAGAUCUGUUCUCCUGAUAAGAUGAUUGGCUUUUCUGAGACAGCCAAGUGUCAGGCCAUGAAGAAGAUCUUUGAUGAUGCAUACAAAUCCCAGCUCAGUUGUGUGGUUGUGGAUGACAUUGAGAGACUGCUUGAUUAUGUCCCUAUUGGCCCUCGAUUUUCUAAUCUGGUACUACAGGCUCUUCUUGUGUUACUGAAAAAGGCGCCUCCGCAGGGUCGCAAGCUUCUUAUCAUUGGGACCACGAGCCGCAAAGAUGUCCUUCAGGAAAUGGAAAUGCUUAACGCCUUCAGCACCACCAUCCACGUGCCCAACAUCGCCACAGGGGAGCAGCUGCUGGAGGCUCUGGAGCUAUUGGGCAAUUUCAAGGAUGAAGAACGCACCACAAUUACACAGCAAGUCAAAGGGAAGAAGGUCUGGAUAGGAAUCAAGAAGUUACUAAUGUUGAUUGAGAUGUCCCUACAGAUGGAUCCCGAAUACCGUGUGAGAAAAUUCUUGGCCCUCUUAAGAGAAGAAGGAGCGUCUAGGAGACCCAGCAAGGAAGUGGGUUGUACUGUUGGUUUGCUCUCCCUGUCCUGCUUCGCAAAACUUCCUUGUCACAAGGCAGGAAAAAGCACGAUGUAGCCCCCUCGACUAUGACCAUGAACUAUUUUCAAACGCAAAGUGACCAAGGAGAAGAUGGCCUGGGAUCGUCACUCGACCUCGAGAUACUGAACACAGUGAAACGUCCCCUGCCUUCGACACGUGCUCACACUGCAUGAUGAGUGCAAUGAAACUCCCUUCCUCGUGCUUACUGAGAUACUCCCUCUUGUGGAAGGUGUAAAUUCGCUUUAGAAUGCUGUGCUCACCUCUCCGUGUAAGCUGAUUCCUUCUUGCUCAAUCUUAAACGUGGGAAACAUACUGUACUUAUGAACACUACACGUUCUAAGCUCCCUACCACCACCCGAAAACUCUCAAUAAACAUACUGAUGUUGCAAAACAGCGGUUGGCCUAGUAGAAGGAAGACUUUCCACCUGUGAGCUAGGAGCCGUGACUAGAGGCACUGGGUUCAAAGGCAUUCUCUCAUAACUUCCCUGUGCUAACACUACAGGUCAUUGGGUAUUUGGUUCAAGUUUCUCCCAGAAGGCUGGUUAUCUUUGCCUGAAGAAACAGGGCUAUGAGUUUCUAAGAUGCUGUUCUCGAUCAUUUUCAGAGAUGUUUCUAGGUUGCAAUCAAGAGACCUUUCUUAAUAGGAAGUCAGAUUAUUACCGUGUUGGCUGUGCCAUCCCUUUAAUGUAAGUGAUGUGCUCAGUGGUAAGAGAUAACGCUGGUCAUUACUACUUGGUAGAUGUUGUUAAGAACCUGUGAGAGAUGUGUAUGGUAAAAGCAUACACCCCGAAACAGAAAGGUGUCAACUCAAGUAACUUACAACCCUCUCAGCACUCAUCAGUGCCCAGGUCUAACUGGGUCCACUUUUCUUUCGACCUUAGCUUAAUGACUUAGAAUGCAUCCUUCCUUUAUUUUAAAUUAUCUGGACUCCCUAGCAUCUAAAUAAAACACUAUUUUCCAGAAAAAAGAAACCACUUUCUAGCACUCUCCUCAGUCCUUUAACAUCCAUUCCAAUGUGCUGAAGACGUCUCCUUCCCCCUCUGCACGCUUCCUCCAAAGGGAAGGAGAACAGUAGUUUAAGCUGAGUUGGAAGAAAUGUGAUCAGGUCGUCACGUUCGGUGAGAAGACUUGGGGAACACGCGCCCCUCCCCUGCUGCUGCUGCAGCUUCAGCUUCAAGGACAGGAGCCACCUGAAGGUACUUAACAUGGGGCUUGGCACCAGGUGGACUUGGGUGUCACCACAGCGGUCCGUGGUGCAGCUCUCUCAUCUGUCCCUGUGAUAGAAGAUAAAUUAUCUCCAGAUCUUGCUGUCUGUAUAUUUUUGGUGGAUUUAUAUGUUGCAUCUGCUUCCUUUUGGGUUUUCAUCUCUAGCUUAUUGUGUGGCUUAAAAAAAGUGGAUUGUAUUGUAAAAAUUCUGUGGUUCCUGGUGGCCAGUAUCCUGGGUCCCCUUAUCUGUUUUAGAUCUUGCCUCUUUUUUCUCUCCCCGUUGAAAGCAGCAUACAUUGUAUUAACUUAUGUCUGUUGUUAAAUAAGAUUAAUGUCUUUGUGUUUUGUCCAGAACUAUAUUGAAGAAAUACAAAUAUUAUAUUGUUUAAUGCAAAUGAAGGAAUGCAAUAAAGAGUACGUAUACUUGAAAACA
Molecule: messenger RNA, 4022 nt
Organism: Capra hircus (goat)
Lineage: Eukaryota; Metazoa; Chordata; Mammalia; Artiodactyla; Bovidae
Gene: NSF
Product: N-ethylmaleimide sensitive factor, vesicle fusing ATPase
Exons: 22
Coding region: 104-2419 (771 amino acids)
Biological process (GO): Golgi to plasma membrane protein transport; SNARE complex disassembly; intra-Golgi vesicle-mediated transport
Cellular component (GO): Golgi stack
Molecular function (GO): ATP hydrolysis activity; ATP binding
Source: RefSeq, a predicted model, not a curated record